This is a messenger RNA of Cavenderia fasciculata, 1767 nucleotides long. RefSeq lists its product as uncharacterized. NCBI's taxonomy places the organism in Eukaryota, Evosea, Eumycetozoa, Acytosteliales, Cavenderiaceae. The record is from RefSeq and is a predicted model, not a curated record. Gene Ontology annotation, molecular function: transmembrane transporter activity. Gene Ontology annotation, biological process: transmembrane transport. The transcript has 3 exons. The coding region runs from base 1 to 1767 and encodes 588 amino acids.
AUGACAAAAGACUAUUCAAAUGUCAGGUCAUCUUCAGAUCGUAUUGUCAACCAUCUAGCAGCAGAUGAUGACCAAGACGAGUCGACUCGGUUAGGAGGAACAGAAGAUGGUGUAAUAUUAACAUCUACAACAAGUACAACUAGUAAUAAUAACAAUAAUAAUGAUAUUAAUAGUAAUAAUAAUAAUAAUAAUAAUGACGACGAUGACAUUAAUCUAGAUGAAAAGAAACAAGUAAAAUCAUCAUUGUUGAAACCAACAAGUAAAAGUGGUUCCGACGAAGAUGACGACGACGAAGACAAUCAUAAUGGUAUCGAAAUGAAAUCACUUAAACCAGUAUCUAUAGAUGAUUCUAUUACUAUUAGAGAAAGUUCAGAACGAAACAAGACAGAUGCCGAAAAGUUAAUGAUGGAACCCGAAGAGCCACCAGCCAUUUCACGUCAACAAUGGAUACGUAUUUUGGUCAUCUAUUCGGCUGUCUUGUCGGACGGUCUUUCACUUACACUGGUACAACCAUUCCUACCAUCACUUUUAAAGGAAAAGUGGGGAUUCGAAGAGUCAGAGGUUGGAUGGGCAUCCGGUCUUUUAAUAGGUUGCUAUUCACUGGCUCGUUUCUUUUCAUCGUUUUAUCUUGGUCACAUGUCCGAUCGUUUUGGUCGUAAACCUUUUCUCGUAUUAUCACUCGUUUCAACUGGUAUAGGAACUGCCAUUUUUUCAUUCAUGCCAAAUCUUGUUCUUGCUAUGAUAGUAAGAUUUUUAGAAGGUAUAUUUAGUAAUACUACAGCACUUUGUCAAGCUACGUUGGCAGAUAUGGUUGACAAGAGAAAUCGCCCAGCCAUUUUUGCAUACUUGGGGGCUAUUUUUGCAUUGUCGAGGUGUCUUAGUUCGACGUUGGGUGGUAUCGUCGUUAAACUGGCCGAGAACACCGAGAAUCCAUAUGUUUAUCCUUGUGUGUUGGGUGGAGCCAUUGUCUUGACCUCUUCUGUCUUGGUAUUCAUACUUCACCCAGAAACUCAUCCUAGAUUUGCCAAACCUGGUAUUAAUGCAAAUCAAGAAGAUUUUAACAAACAAGGAGGUAAACAAUAUACAUUAAAAGAAGGAUUAAAAUUAUUGGCACAAGAUCAUUCAUUGGUAUUAUUAUUUAUCAUUGGUAGUAUUAAUAGUUAUAAUAACGGUGGUUUGUUAUUAUCUAUUGUAUUGUAUGCAUCGUUGCCAACCGAUAAACAUGGUUUGGGAAUGGAUCCAAGUGAGAAUGGUAUCAUAUUUAGUGUAUUGGGUUUAUUUGGAUUCCUCUUUCAAAUCACCUUUUUCAAGAAAUUGUCUCGCAAGAUUGGUCUCAAGAAACAGUAUCUUUUGGGAUCCAUGUUGUUGGCUGUUGGUAUGGCUAUCUUCCCAUUGACAUUUAUGGGUUACAUUGUGCAGGGCAAGGCCAUGGUAUGGGUGUUGCUCAUGAUCAUCGUGCCCAUCAAUUCAAUUGGCUUUAUGCAAUGUCUGCCCAUCGUACAGGGUAUGAUUGCCAAUGCAUCGAGGACAGAACUACAAGGGUUGACACAGGGUACUGCACAGUCACUCAACUCACUGUUGCGUUCCUUUGGUCCAACCAUCUCUGGAGCACUCUUUUCACUAUCACUCAGUUUCCCAAGUCCAAGUCCAUGGUUACUCUUUUCAAUUCUUUCAAUUGUCUAUGUUGCACUUGCUAUAACUAGUUUACAUCUACCAGAUUCAGUCGAUGUUUUAAGAACUGGUAAAAAGAGUGUUUCAAAGGCCUAA